AAGCGAAAAGACAAUCAGAAUCAGAGCGGAUUUUUGAAACGAAGUGAAAUGUGUCGGUCAGUUAGCAAACAAGUUAUCAUCAGCUGACUACAACAACAUGGCGGCCUACAGAGCAACGGACGGGGCUUUAUAACUAAUGUUCACAGAAUGACUUAAUCUUGAACAGCAGACGGAUCGACAGCAUCAGUCUGGUUGUCCUCCUUUUGCUGUUCCUCCUCCUGUCAUGAAACCUCCUGCAGCCCUUUUCUCUCCGUCCCCUCAGAAGAAGAGGAGGAGGUCAGACAGUCUGGAAGAGUGUCCUCCAUCUGUUGACAUCGACACACCUGAGAGAGUGGAGAUGAAGAAGAAGAAAAAGAAGAAGAGAAAAAACAAGAGUGAGGAAGAAGAGCUCAGUCUUCCUCCUUCCGCUCCUAAUGGAGGUACGAGCAGUCAGAAGGUAGAGAAGAAGAAGAGAACGGAGGAGGAGGAGGAGGAGGAGGAGGAGGAGGAGGAGACACAGAUUCACAUAGAGAUGAAUGAGACAGAAAAGAAGAAGAAGAAAGACAAGAAGAAGCUGAGUGAGAAGAGGGAUGUGAUGGUAACAACAGACCACAACAGGGAAAUGCAUUCCUUGGUUUCCACAAAAACCACCAGCACUAGUAUGAAGAAGGAGAAAGAUGAAAGUAUUGGGAAAGCGAUGUCACAGGAAGGCCAGACUGUGGAAGAGAAGAAGAAAAGAAAACAGCAGUGGAAGGGAGAGAUGGUGAGAGAGAGGAUGAUGAUGAAAGGAGGAAAACGAGGUGUAAAGAGAAGGAGAAGAGAAGCUAUAGAUGCAGAUCCACUGUUGGAGGAACUUCAGGAGUUUAUUCCAGACAUCAAGAAUAAAUCAGAUGACCAGAUCAGUAAACUGCUGAGAUACGAUCUGCCACGCUUCAAGAACUUCAAACAGCAAGGUGUGCCUCUGCGUCACGGGCGGUGCUCCCAGGAGGAGAACCUGCUCAUCAGACAGAAUGUCGCAGACUUCCUGGCUCUGACCGGCAUCAGCUCAGCCAAUCAGCUUUUGUUUCCUGAGAGGUUCAAAGACCAGGAGGCGGAGAUCAAGAGGCUAAAAGCACAACAUCACUUCCUGCAGAGGAUUGCUGAGGGGAUUCCUCGGACAUGUCAGCAAGUUUACACAAGAGCCAAGAAGAUUUUUGACGAGAGGAACCACCUGGGAAGGUUCUCAGAGGAGGAGAUGCAUUCUCUGGUGAAGCUACAGAACCUCCAUGGGAACAACUGGAGGAUGAUCUCAGAGAAGAUGGGCCGCAGCGUCUUCGCUGUGCAGAAACGGUUCGUCAGCAUGGCUGCAUGUCGUGGUCCAUGGAGUUCGGAUGAGGAGUCCAAGUUAAAGCAGGCUGUGAAGACUCACCUGGAGGGUCUGGUCCGGCAGAGUUCUGAAGGUUCUGGUCUGAGCAGAGACCAGCUGUGUAACAACUUGCCUUGGAAGGAGAUCAGCCACCAGGUUGGGACCAGAUCCUGGAGCCAGUGCCGGCUUAAGUGGUUCACCAUCCUGAAGACAAGACUCUUUCAACAUGGCGGCAGCAGCCGAGGAGCUGAAGGACUUCAGUUUAAAAUCCACCUCAUCAACACGUUGUACAACAUGAGUGUGGACGACGUAGCGGACAUCAACUGGGAUGAGGUCGCUCAGACUGUCGGGAAUGCCACUUCUGUGUGUGUUCAGAAGAGUUUCCAUAGACUGAAAGUUUUCAGAGUUCCCAAUUGGGCCACUUUAUCCUACACCGAGAUCAUCGACUUCCUGCAGCUGAAAGUCGUUCCUGUCCUGAAGGAGAAACUGUGGAGCUUGAGGACCGAGGAGGCACAGCAGGAAAUGCGGGAGGCGGUGCAGCAGGAGUCCAGCUACCUCCUCUCUGAGAUCUUCACCUCAGAGGAUGAGUGCAUGGAGGUGGACAACAGUUAACCAACCUCCACUCAAUCAGGACUUAGACGUGGAGUCGAAAACCACCCGUGACACAAAGAGCACAGACCUGCUGGCUCCACCUCUGCUUCACUGGUCUUGGUCUCACCUGACUGACUCGUUUUGUUCCAGAUGGAAAGCUGUGACUUUUAAUUUGAUGGUCCUGAUGAAUUGAUUAUCCGGCCAUCAGAUGUUUCAUGUUUUAUGUUUCAUUUUUUAAUGAAAUUAGUCUUUUCAUGUC
Molecule: messenger RNA, 2174 nt
Organism: Scatophagus argus
Lineage: Eukaryota; Metazoa; Chordata; Actinopteri; Scatophagidae
Product: transcription termination factor 1-like
Exons: 10
Coding region: 224-1936 (570 amino acids)
Source: RefSeq, a predicted model, not a curated record